CGACAACUCAGCCUUAAUUGCCACACAGAUGCCAUGUCACAAUUCACUUCUAAUAUAUCUUAUAUUUAUUUUUCAUUUAGAAAAAAUAAUUAUCUUCUCUUUCCUCCCUGCCUUCUUUGUCUGUUGCCUUCUCCCUCUUCACGAACCAACCUUUGUCGAUUCCCCGAUUCCCCCGCACUUCUUCACCAAACUUCUCCCCCGAAUCCCCCGCACCCACCCAUCUGAUCGUCGCUCCAGCCCAUCCCUUCAAUCGCUCCAGUCGACUGGUCGGGCAUCUCUGGGAGUCUGGGUUUCUCCUCAACCCUAGAAUUUGGGGAAAUAGGUUUAUGAUUGACGAUCUCGACACCGCUAACUACGCAAACGACGAGACUCACACAACAAAGUGUUCCAUCUCAGAUCCGGCUAUGAUUGAUGACGACCGCUUCCAAUUCGACGACGGCGAGAUCGAGAGAUGAAGGGAGGCGGUGGUAGCGAUAUCGAGAGGUGAAGGGCGGCAGCGGCUAGAUCGAGAGAUGAAGGGAGGCGGCGGCGGCGAGAUCGAGAGAUGAAGGGCGGCAGCGGCUAGAUCGAGAGAUGAAGGGAGGCGGCGGCGGCGAGAUCGAGAGAUGAAGGGCGGUUGCGGCUGAAUCCUUCUUCUCUAAUUCACUCGACCAAGAGAGAUUGGGGGCAGGGUCAUAGCGGACGAGCUACGGCGCGACGACAAUCCAAGCAACAGCCGGAAGGGUGUGGGGUUUCAAAAUGGUGGUGGUGGGCUGGGGAUAUCGACGACAGAAGAUGGUAGGGAUGGAUUGAUUGAUCUCAAUAAUAAAGGGUUAUGGAAGAUUGAUUAAUGGGCUUGUUCUGGGUAGGAAAAGAGAUGGGAGAGAUUACGCUGGGAAGGGGAAGGAAAAGAGAUGGGAGAGGAAAAAUAAAAAAAAUAAUUUAUUUUUAUUUUCCACCUCACACUUUAAUUGAAUAAUUGUGGCCAACUCAGCCUCUCCGUUAGUCCAGUCAGCUAUUUGGUUAAUACCGUCAAACAAUUGGACGGAAUUGGCUAUUUUUGGUAUUUCGCCAAAAGUGGCUAUAUUUGGCCAAACCGUCAAAGUUUUGGCUAUACAAGUGUAUUUUGCCUUUUUUCUAAAUGAAAAAUAAAUAUAAGAUAUAUUAGAAGUGAAUUGUGACAUGGCAUCUGUGUGGCAAUUAAGGCUGAGUUGUCGCUGACGUGGCAAUGAUUUGGCAUUCUCGUCAGCAUACCGUUAAUCUAACAGACAUAAUUUUGUAACAUCGUUAAAGUUUUGGACGGAAAUGGCUAUUAUUGUCAUCAAACUUUCAAAAUUCUGGCUAUUAUUGGUAUUUCCCCAAAAGUGGCUAUUAUUGUCACAAACGUUAAAGUUUUGGCUAUACAGAUGGAUUUUGCCUAAAAUCUAUCAAGUAACUUAUUUUUAUACGUUAAGUAACUGUACAGUAGGUUAUUAUUUGAUUUUUAUACUUUUAGUGCUCAUUGAACUUUUGUGUUUGAUGUGUUGCUUGCUACACCUUAGGUGACAAUCGAGGUGGCUAUACAUGGUACCUACGAACUUCCUUCUGUUGACUGUAGUAGUGACAAAAUGAAAGAUGCUCUCAACUCUCUGGAUACCAUACUUGAUCAAAUUUUGGCAAGCAAUGUGCUACCAAGGAGAGGUGAUCGUAAGAUAUUUCAAAGGGGUAUUUUUUUUUGGCUUUCAAGGAUGUUGGAUCAUGACUAGAUCAUUAGGUUGUUUUGAGUACUUAGAAUAUUAUGAAUAGUAAACUAUGUUUCUUUCGAUUAUGUUUGAAUAUCUAUAGUUAUUAGCAUUUUACCAUGUAAAGAAUAUUAGUUUUUAUCAUAAAUCAUGGAAUGAAUCAUAAAAUAUUGAUGGGUAUGUAUUGUAUGAUUUGGCUAUCAAGAAUGAUAUUAAUAGUCAAAUUAGCAAGAAAAAUGCUUGGUUCUGGAUUUAUCUAUAGUGACCAGUGCAAUUGCAACCAAGUAAUAGUCACAAAUCUGCGUGGCUCUCUUUAGCAACGAUUUAUUUGUAUCUCUUUAGUGAUAGUUUUUAGUUGGUUGCAAAUUGAUUUAGCGACGAACAAAGCAAGGGUUUUAACCCCUACUACAAACAUCUCAUUAGUGAAUUUUACACUGAAGUGUAGCAAGGGUUUUAACCCCUGAUACAUAUAGCAGGGGUUUGAAACCCCUGCUACAACCCUUGGAUGGGACUUUCACCGUGGGUUGCUAAAAACCUUUGCUACACGUAGCAGGGGCAGCAUUAGGGAGGGUUCAAGCAGGGGUUGGUGAAACCCUUGCUACAACUGGUAGCAGGGGUUAAAACCCUUGCUAUAGGUAGAAAAAACCCUUGCCAUAGACCCAUUUUUUUGUAGUGUCUGUUUGUCAACCAAUAUACUUCAAUAUGAUGAACAUGAUGGCUACAAAGCAAAUUUAUAGUCAGAUAACCAAUACCAUAUUUGUAGCAUAGUAGUAAGAAGCAACUAAUAUUGAAUUGAGGAAGAAUUACAAUCUGUAGAAGACCCACCUCAGAAGCAUACCUGCUCCUACUCGUAUUUUGAGAUGAAAAUGGGAUUUUCCUGCAUGGCAAAAAGACAAGUUCAAAAACAAAUCAACCCUACUACUAAAUAAUUCAGGAGUUCUCACUCUUAUUUAGUCAUCAUGAGCAUCAAAUAGACAUGUAAGUAUAAGAGUGGUCCAUAAUGCCCUUUGUUUCUUGCGAUAAACUCAAAAGAACCAGUUUUAUAUUACCUAAAAGCAUACCAAAGCUCUUUGUUCUCAGGAUCCAAAUGAACUACAACAGCAAUCGUAUUAGUUGAUUUAUGAAAGUUCUGCAUUCAUGACAACAUAUUUCAAGGGUUGGUCGUCUUUGUUUGUCCCGAAGUAAGAAGAACAAAAAGCUACAGAAUAAAGGAAAGGAAAACAUGCUUUAAGCAGGUUCCCGACUAUACCAACCCUGUAACAUGCUUUAUCUUUGAAAGCAUUGCUUUAAACCAGCAGCAUCAAAUGAUUCUUGAUGAAGUUUUCCUUCUAUAUCAGGUUGUCUGUAAUUAUUUUAUAGAAGAAACAUAAUUUAGGAGCAUCAAUGGUUAAGAAAGAAAUAGUACCUUUCCCUAAGUCUAAACAAACAAAAGAAUACUAAAAUGCACUUCUCCCUACAUGCUACUGGAUAGGUUUAUACCAACAAAUCAAAACACUAUCGAGUUAAAUCCAGAACCAUAUGCAUGUUAUAGGCUAAUAAAAUAGAGCCAAAAGAUCACAGGUAAUGAUUAUGCUCUAUACUAGAAACUAUACACUGCAAGAAAACUAACUUAAAAUAACUUACUUCCUAGAAUCUCCACAACAAAGCAUCACCAUUUGUCACUGGUUAACAGUACUAGAACUACAAUAUGAUUCUACAUUUAUCUUAAGGGAGAGAAUAUAAAUGUCUAACCAAAAGGGCUCUGCUCUGAAAGUGAUUAUUGAACCAUGCUAACAUGAGUUUCCACCACAAAAUCAUGAAAGAAAUAUAGGAUUCCCAUAUUACGGAAAAUGGAGAAAAGAAAAGAGUUGUUUAGUUAUAUAAGGUAGGGAAAGCUUCCUUCUCUCAUUAGAGAAUGAAACCCAGAAAGAAAGAAAGGUGGGGACCCUAUGUAACAUCCCGAACCUUUUCCUGACAAGAUACUGUCCGCUAUGGGCCUCGACCCUCACGGUUUUCGACUUGGGGUGCAAUUCAGGGUGACUUCCCAUAAGGUUACCCAUCCUUGUUGUACUCCAUACUGAGCACGUUUAACUUCGGAGUUCUCACAAUAACUUCUCUGUUUCACCCCAAAACGCGUCUUGUCAGUUAAGGUCGGUUUCCUACUAAUGAACCAUAGAUCUCUCCCGUGCUUUGUCGAUGCGGGAUUCGCCUAAGGUGUUACACCCUAACCUAGCUCUGUACCAACCCAAUGAUCAAUAACACUAUAGCAUCGAUGUGGCACUCACAUAAGAUACAAAUAAUUCAAACUAUACAUCAAUUCAAGCUUAAGAACUUAUGGAAUCGGAACCAAGGGAUCAAUUGAUUCAUAAAUCAGUCAAAUACCCUAUGGAGAUAGAGUUCGAUUCUAUCAUAUGGGAAGAAGAACAACAGUGGCUUUCGUGCGAAAAGCGAUUGAACAUGUCUAUUUUCAGUAAGACCAGAGAAUUGAUAAAAGAGGAAUCGGGAUGGACUCACACAAGUUGAUGAAAUCCCAGAUGGCCAGCUACUGUUGAUCAUGGGACAUAUUGCUAGCGAUUCGAGAAGCAAUCGAUUGAGGAAAAUGAGAACGACGAAAUACAAAUCUCGAUGUUGAUCCACUUCACUCCAAUUCGCACUUUGCAUUUCGAUCUAUCCACAUGAACAACACCUUGACUCCACUGUCGAUAGAGCAUUGGAAAAGAAGAGAGUUCAAACCAUUUCACCGGCAAAUACAAAAAAUCACCAAGGUAAAACACUCUCCUUCUCCAACUUCCACCCUCCUCAAGCCUUUUGGGCCGCUCUUCUCUGCCUUCUGCAGUUUUUGAGCUUCAUCACCCUUUUUUAUUUAGUAGUAGUGUUCUCUAACAGCAUACCAGAGAUUGAGAUAAACAAAAGCCCAAGAAAAACAAGACCAAAGAGUCCACUUCUUCUUCCUCUUCUCCAUUUCCCAUAUAUAGCGUCGAGAGCCAUUAUUAUGGUUUCCAUCUAGCUAGCUCUAUGGCUUAUAUACAUAUAUGCAGAGAAGCUUCUUUACUACUCUGUCAGAGAGAAGGCUGCAUAUGGCAUCAAUGGUGUUUUGUGCUGGUGGAGAAUAGUUGCUCCUCAUCUUUGGUUUGCUCUCGUUAAUUUUCAAGUGAGUUUUGAUCAGUAGUAAUUUCUGAGAUCUCUUCUUUCUGGCUUGGUCAAGAAUAUUUACAUCAAUGACAGCUACCUAGCUAGUGGACUGUACACCAAUGAAACAGUUAUUCAACUAUUUGCUGUGGGAACUAAUUGAUCAGUAGCUAGCUAAGGAUCUAAUAUAUCACUUCGUACUUUCAUGUUGCUGCACUUGGUAAUUGUUGUUGUUUAUCUUUGUUUUCUUGUGUGUAGUCAAAGUUUCGGUAUCCUGCCUAUCUGGACAAGUGUAUUUUGCAAGCUGUUAACCGGAAGUGGGCAGAGUUCAAAUGUGAUCUAAAGAGCAAGCACUUUGGAGUUGGGAAAACAGUGGAGAGCAUUAUGGCUGAGGGACUCCCACAAGGUGUUACCAAUGUAAAUCAGUGGUACACCUUGGUAGCUAGCUGGUUUACAGAGAAAAGCAAGGUAAGAUUACUAACGGUUUACCAACAGUGGAAAGCAUUAUGCGUAACAUGUCUUAGUUUAGAUGCACAUGAUGAAAAACUCAUUUUCUCUUCCUGAAAAUGAGUAAAGUAAACAGCGACAACGCUAAGAAGAAGAAGCUGCAUCACACGGCACGAAGGAGGAGUAGCCGCAUCACACGGCUUGAAUUUAUGUUUUGCUUGAAAUUGGUUCCUUUUUUUUACACAAUUGACAUUUGUUCCUUAACUUCUUCGCUUUGAAGGGUAUCUGGAGUAGUGCAACCAGGUAAAUGUCUAUGGGAUGUAUUCCUUGGAGUUUGAGCUUUGCAUAAGUCACUACAAAAAAAAAAUGAACUUAUGCCAAGUGUUUCGUAGCAAGGGUUUUGGAACCCUUGCUAAUUUUUCCGGAAUUUUUUGUAGCAGCGCUUCUUUCAAAGGGUUCUAGAACCCUUGUGAUAGACCAAUAAUUACACAUGUUUUUACCCCUAUUCUUGAGCCGUUUGAGAUGUUGAUUCUCGUGUUUUAGGCCAAUUUCACGCUAGGUUGUGCUUGUUUGUGAUAUUUCAGGUCCUAGUACGUGAAUGAAGGUUUGGGAACGAGUUCAGGGUCGAUUGGACGAAGUUUGAACGUUUGGCAAGAAGCUGAGAAGCCACACGGGCAUGCCUAAAAGCCACGCGGCCGUGUAGGGGACCCCUUGUUGCCGUGUGGAAAUUUCAGGGAACUCACACGGGCACCCUGGAAGUCCACACGACCGUGUGGGUCGUGGCCGUGUAGGAACCCUGGUAGUGUAUUGGUUGUACGAGAGUCAAUCAAUUCAUUGCUUUGUACUGGAAUUCAUUCUAGUAGUGGAGAUCUGUGUUAAUCGCCUUAGCAGUCUAUCCCGGUGAAGGCUAGUCGCUGCCGGGUAUUUUGUCUAAGAGGGCUUGGUCAGCUUAAGAGAUUCCAAGCUAAUUUAGGAUCUUCCUCAGUUUAAUCAACAGUAGAUCAACCAAAGGUAAUUGCAACUUGGACCUAAUUGAGGAGCUAGGGGGAAUCAUACCUAAGUGAGUUCCCAACUUGUAAUUAGUAGAGUAGUUAGUAGAGUAGUUUAGUAAAUCAAUCCUUAAUCUAGUUUGCUAGAUAAUGAACUGAAGCUGAGUAAUAGUAACUCUAGAGACCCGUGGAUUCGAUAUUUAUUACUUGUGCCACUAUACUGCAAUCCCUUUCAUUGGUUACACUUGGCCAUUUUUAGGUGUUGUGUCGUAGCGAGUCACCUUGCUACUCUUAAACCAAAUUUCACCGAAACGUCCCUGCUUCCCCUUUCACAUUUUUCAUUUUUUUGGUAGCAACGAUUAUUUUCAAAGGUCCAGAACCCUUGCUAGAACUUAAAACAAAUUCUAGCCCCCUGUUCCAUUUCACGAUACGAGAAACCCCUGUUCCAUCUUGCCGAUUCUGCCGGAGUGAGAUCAGAGAAUCAACGAUCGGAUUUAGAUCAAAGCAUCCGAAUACAUCGCCCAUCAUCACUUCGCUGACUCUGCACUCGUGUUCUUCGACUACCCAUUUUUAGAUUUGGGUGAAUUGGUUCAAUUUUCAUUGUGGGUCUAGGAGUUGUCGGCGCUUCGCUCGGGCUUGUCGUCGGCAGAACCUGGUUUUGGGUGGUGAAGUCGUUGAUUUUCUUAUACUUCCUCGCACCAUCCUCCUCAUACGUGAGAGUUAUGGGCGAGCUUUCAAUUCCCUCUUAUUGGUUGCUUACUCUAACUAGAUGGUAUUUUUUGUUGGCUGUUCGUUUGUUUGGUUUUUUCAUCCUCCAGCAAUUCAAACGUACGUAUGGACAACAACUCGAACUUGCUUGCUCUGCGCUGUUCAUUGAUGUGAUUGAGGCAACAAUUUGGGUUUUUUUGCCUUAUAGGUCAUUGUUGUUUUACUUAAACUUCUGGAAGCAGUUUGGUAUUUUAUUAGGGAAACUUUCUUCUCGAGCCAAACAACUCAGUUCAUCCCAGUCCAACUUUUGAUUGAUAGAAUCUAUUGAUUUUGACUUGCAGUGAUAUCUAUAAUCGGCAAAAUGGACAAGAGCUGGAUGAAGAAACAUAGAACGAGCAAUGAAUAUAAAGAUGGAGUACAACUUUUUCUUGAUUAUGCAUUUCAAAAUGCAUCUCAGGGAGCAAAGAUAUUGUAUCCUUGUAUCAAUUUUGUAAAUGUAUAUGCACAAACAUGUGAAGAUAUUAGGGUGAAGCUUAUUUGUGACGGUAUUCUAAGAGGAUAUACUACAUGGGUAUUUCAUGGAGAAGAUUUAUGUUCACCUCAAGCUAGUGAUGUUGCUACUUCUUCUUCGCCAUGGGCAAAUGUUUUGGCUACGGAGAAGCUAUCUACCCCUAUUCAAUCAAAUCCAGCAAUGAGAGCAGAUUUGGCGGGGCUAUUUCGGGAUGUAUUUCACCGUGAAGACCUAGUGAACAACGAACCAACUUGUGAACAAGAUGGAAAUGUCUUGGAGGAUAGUGAUGAAGAAAAUGAUGGUGAUGAAGUAAGGGAUGGUCUGUUGUCCAAUACAGAUGGUAUAGAAGAUUUGAUAAAAUAUGCAAAUGAGGAGCUAUAUUCGGGAUGCAAGACAUUUUCAAAGCUAUUGUUUCUGAUGCACUUAUAUCACCUCAAGGUUCACAAUGAUUGGACUGCAAAAUCCUUCACCAUGUUACUUGAGUUGUUACUGCAAGCAUUUCCGGAAGGUAUAUCCUUAACAAAAUCUCAUUAUGAUGCUAAGAAGGUGGUUAAGAAGUUGGGUUUGGAUUAUGUCAAAAUAGAAGCAUGCCCGAAUGAUUACAGUUUGUAUUGGAAUUCUACAAAAGAGGUCGUUUCUUGCUAUGAUUUUUCGUAAAUCUAGGUAUGAUGUUGGAAAAAUCGAUGGACUCAAGGUUAAAGCAACAAAAGUUUUGCGUUAUUUUCCUUUAAUCCCGAGGUGGCAAAGAUUGUUUGCCUCUGAAAAGACAGCAAAACACAUGAGGUGGCAUGAUGAAGUUCGUAAAAAAUAUGGAUUGUUGAGACAUCCGACUGAUGGAGAAGCUUGGAAAUCUUUUGAUGCUAGACACCCUAGUUUUGCUUCGGAUCCACGCAAUAUCAGAUUGGCUCUAAGCAGUGAUGGGUUUACUCUGCAUCAAUCAAUGAGAUCAACCCAUAGUACGUGGCCUGUGGUGUUGAUACCUUAUAAUAUGCUUCCUUGGAUGUACUUGAAACAAUCCUCUUUCAUAUUAUCAAUGAUAAUUCCUGGACCCAAAGACCCCGGAAAUAAUAUUUAUAUCUACUUAGAACCGAUGAUUGAAGACUUGAUCCGACUUUGGGAGGGUGUGACUACUGAUGAUGCUUCCACUAAGCAGAAUUUUACUAUGCGUGCUUCUUUGCUCUAGACCAUAAAUAACUUUCUUGGGUUUCUUUCGGGCUAGCUAUGGGGUUUCUCUGAGUUAUUUUAAUUUAAGAAGGGUGGGGGAGUAAAACUUGUGAAAAGGAACGGUAAUGGGGCGUCCUAACAAUUCCAAAAAGCCAAAAAAAUAAAUAAUAUUUUUUUAUACAAUUUUUUUAUCAAUUCAAAAUAUAUAAAACGACACAUUUAUCCAAAGUUAAAGGAUGAUUUUGACUAAAAGGGUGAUUCGCGACUAAAAGCAUCUCCCACUGAAGAGGCGAGUAGUGAUCUCCGUCGCCGCUCACUCCGGCCAUCGCUUCUCCGAUCUCCCUCGCUCACUCCAGCCGUCGCUUCUCGAUCUCCCUCGCACACUUCGACCAUCGCUUCUUAGAUCUCCCUCGCUCACUCCGGUCGUCGCUUCUCAGAUCUCCCUCGCUCACUCUGGCCGUUGCUUCUCUGAUCUCCCUCGCGCGGUUAGGUUGACAGGCGAUUGUCGGAUAUUGCUCGCUCGCUCCGGUUGAAAGGUUAUUCUUCCUUGUCUCCCUGGCGCUCUUUGCUUUCCUGGCUUGCCUCUCUCGCGCGAGCGAGCUCAUUUGCAGCCUCUUAGGGUUUGUAGUUUUUAGCUCCGUUCAGCUCCAAUUUCUUCAUUCUAUGUUCUUGUUUGCUUGAGAUCAAAGUUUAACUAGGUGUUCUAUGCUUCUAGGUAUGUUGUACAGUCUGCUAUAAGUUAUUUCUGGCUUACUACGUGAAACUGAUUUGUGCAUUCAAAAAGACAGUGUCAGUUGAUUGAUGUAUUUUGCUUUCUUCGGCAUCUCCAGGGGGUACCCAAAUGGGAACCGCCAUCACAUCUUUAAGCUUUAUGGUUCCAUAUCAGUAGUUUGUGCAGCUUGCCGAUGCUACAGAAUGAACACUGAUUAGUAGUUUGAUGUAAUAAUUGUUUUCCAUCUGUGGUUCCUAAGCUUGGUGUCUAAUGAAAUGUUUAGCUGUGUCUUCGAAACAAGAGCUGUAAUUGUUUCACAAAUGUGUGUUAGUUUAUUUAAUUCUAGUCUUUGGUUAGUCUUUUAAAGUGAGAAAGAGGGGUGCUGUUGUUUGAGUUUGGUAGUUAUAAACUUUUUCGGAUGUC
This is a messenger RNA of Linum trigynum, 9762 nucleotides long. NCBI's taxonomy places the organism in Eukaryota, Viridiplantae, Streptophyta, Magnoliopsida, Malpighiales, Linaceae. The record is from the annotation of a GenBank genome assembly.